GUGCGUGUGUGUGUGGUUAGACCUGCCUGCCUUGGAGUUCACUUCAGACUUCUAUCGCAGCUUGGAACGACACCUCCACACAAAACGAUUCGCCGCAUCAGUCCGCAUCAGGCAGCGUUCAGAGCAACAGUUCACCUGCGUCCGAAGUUCCCGAACACUUUCCAGUCUCAGCACUCCUCGCACAGAACACGACCAUAACCUACCCAAGACAAGUCCCGCUCUCGUUCUCUCUCUCUCUCUCUCGCUCUCUCUCUUUCUCUCUCUCAAGACUUGAGCGAUGGAUUCAUUUUUGACAAUCACGGCUGCCCUUCUACUAGUUGGUUCUUUAUCUUCGACUGCUUCGAGACAAUUCGACACUGAAUGUUACACAGCCAAUGGAGAGGACUACAGAGGCUGUCAGAACCAGACAAGCCUCCUGGAGGGCAAGCCCUGCCUCUUCUGGAACGAAACCUUCCAGCACCCCUACAACACCCUCAAGUACCCCGACGGAGAGGGUGGUCUUGGCAGCCACAACUACUGCAGUUACUCUGCUGUGGCAGCGGUGUUUGUUGUGUUUCUAUCCAUGUCAUGGCGACCGGUCCCUGUCCCGUCCCGGGACUACCAGAUCUGGCAGGGGCCCGUCAACACUGCGUGUCCUCGUCUGUAA
This is a messenger RNA of Salvelinus sp. IW2-2015, 646 nucleotides long. Lineage: Eukaryota; Metazoa; Chordata; Actinopteri; Salmoniformes; Salmonidae. The record is from RefSeq and is a predicted model, not a curated record.